Sungouiella intermedia is the source of this 1503-nucleotide messenger RNA. The record is from the annotation of a GenBank genome assembly. NCBI's taxonomy places the organism in Eukaryota, Fungi, Ascomycota, Pichiomycetes, Serinales, Metschnikowiaceae.
AUGUCUGUCUUACCUCCAAUAUCUCUACGCACAUUAUUGCUAUGUCUAGCAUGGUAUCUGGUGCUGUCAUUCACUUCCCAGAUCACAAAGGUUAUCUUGGACAAGUUUACUUAUCCAUUUUUCCUCUCACAGGCGCAAUUCUUCAUUGGAACCUUGCUAUCCUAUGCAUUUAUCACGUUAGUGCAACAGUACCCAGAUAUUCGAGACAGCUUCUCGCCAGGUGUUGUACCUAAGGAUGCCAACAAAAGCAUCUUCAAUAGAAAUGUCCUUUUCAAAGUCAUGCCAUUGGGAAUCAUGCAAUUCAUUGGUAAAUACUUCUCGCUCAGCGCCACGCUGAUUGUUCCGGUAGCAACCGUGGCGAGCGUCAAGUCACUCUCACCGUUAUUGAUUGUGGGGGGCUACCGUGUGUUCUACAGAGUUCGGUUCCCUGUAGUGACGUAUUUGCUGUUGACGCCGUUGCUCGCCGGCGUGAUCUUGAUGAUCAUGGUGGAUGCCGAGGUCAAACUGCCUGAUCUGACUAAUCCACUUUUCCUCCCGAAGCUUGACGAAGAGCAUGUUCGUGGUCUCACAUAUUGCAUUGUGAGCGCCAUAAUCAUGGCAUGCCAGCACAUCUAUGGUAAGGAAUUGCUCACUUGGAACAAGCAGGUCAUUAAUAAUCCUGCCUCACUUGUUUUGAAUACUGAUCCUUCCAGACCUCCAACACCAGGGCCAGGAAAGGGGACCAGCCCUCAUUUCGCACCUUCCACGAAUACUUCUACGCGAGGAUUACUGCCUCUCUCUAUUGCAAAACACUUCACUCAGCGGCGAGAUUCGGUCAGGUUGCCUUAUUCCGUACUGGACUUGCGUCUCGACGAGUUGCACAAGCAUCAACAUCCACAAUAUCAGCACCUGCCUCUGCCACAGCCUGUGGCAGUACCACAGUCGUUUCCGCUGCCCCACCUCCUGCCAUAUCCGCAGGCGACUCAACAAUACUUCAAGGAGGUGCAAGAGGCCAAAUCAGUCACUAAUCCGCUCGUUCAAUUUGCUCCCUCGCAUGGCACCACUAAGCCGGAAAAGUUCACGGUGAUCUUCUUUAUUUCUUUCAUUGGUUUUUGUUUCUCGUUCCUCGGCUUCUUGUUCAAAGAGGCUGGCGGUCUACUCGCCAGUAUUCAAGACCCUACCUUGUUUCAUGGCUCCAUUCGCGACAAGAAGGAUGUUUUCUUGGUUGCGCUUCUAAUUCUUAUGGACGCAUUGUCUCACUUUGUGCAAACAGUGCUUGCGUUCAUUCUCCUUGGCUCUAUUCCGGCGCUUUCCUAUUCCAUUGCCUCGAUGCUCAAACGUAUAGUUAUCAUUUUGGUGAGUAUUCUCUUAGUGGUGGACACAUCAGCCAGCUUAGAGGGAAACUCCGACAAGUGGUUUGGCCGCAUUUCAUCACAGCAGAUAAAAGGAUUGGGGUUGAUUGCCGUAGGGCUCUACUGUUACGAUAGGUGGGGAUCCCGAAGUUUGAAAGAGAAUCGAACAUGA